Molecule: messenger RNA, 979 nt
Organism: Girardinichthys multiradiatus
Lineage: Eukaryota; Metazoa; Chordata; Actinopteri; Cyprinodontiformes; Goodeidae
Product: lipocalin-like
Exons: 6
Coding region: 69-620 (183 amino acids)
Molecular function (GO): small molecule binding
Source: RefSeq, a predicted model, not a curated record
CGCCACGCUACAUGAUCCCUGACGCUCCUGAUCCCUUUCUGCCAGAGACGCUCUGAGGUGGAGAAACCAUGAGAACCACACUGCUGAGAAUGCUGACCGCCCUCACCUGUGUGCUGGCUGCAUGCGCAGACAUCAUGCCUCUACCCGACUUCAGCCUGGAGAAGAUUGCAGGAAAGUGGUACAUGGCUGGCUUUGCAACCAAUGCACAGUGGUUUGUGACUAACAAAGACACAAUGAAGAUGGGUACAGCCAUGUUGGCACCAACCGAUGGAGGAGACCUGGAUCUCUCAUAUGCCACUCUGAAUGCUGAUGGCACCUGCUGGAGAAUGACUCACCUGGCAAAGAAAACCGACACUCCUGGACGUUUCACCUUCCAUAGCCAGGUCUGGAACAACGACAAUGACAUGCGCUUUGUUGACGUUGUGUAUGAUGACUAUGCUGUGGCCCACACCAUCAAGACAAAGGAGGGCGUGUCAGAGGUCCUCAACAAGCUCUACAGCCGCAGUAAUGAGACCAGCACGGAUCUGCAGCAGAAAUUCUUGCAGUUCUCUCAGGAGACCGGCAUCCUCUCUGAAAACAUUGUUAUUCUGCCAAAGAAUGAUGAGUGUCCUGAGGCCUAAAGAGUCCUUUGCUGCCUUCAAAACAUCGAUCUUCAUCUCCUCAUCUCUGCAGUCUAGGGCUUUCAUCUAAAUGGCAUCUUCUCCCCCCUAACCACAUCGCCUGUAGUGUCACAAAGCUGCACCUCAGACUAUGAAUGUAGAGCUUUUAACUCUUUUCCAUGCUGCAAACCAAAGAGGGGCUGAUCCUAGCUCAGUUGUUUUGUUUUUGUAUUGUGUAUUAACAGUAACAUCAGAGUGGACCAAUAAAGUGUUGACAGUGGCUAAAAGGUGUCAGAAUCUAGCCCAAUGGAAGGAUUAAUUAAUUUUUUCUUUCAUUUUUUUUUAAAUGAGCUUAAAGCAAAUAAAAACAUUCAAACAAC